AUGAAAAUGAUGACUUUGUUGUUCUGUAUUUUCCAUUUCUUCAUGAACAUUAUUUCAUGUAAUCCUACUGAGCCCAUUUUAAUCAAGUACAUACUCGAUCUUUCAGAAAUACAGCCCGGCACUCUGGUUCAUAGUUACAGCUAUGGCGGAGUAGAGUAUUCCUCAUACCGCCCUAACUUUGAUGGGAAGUUUGUCAAGGUGACGGACGGAGAUAUCGACCUGUGGGAUUCAGCAGGAGGUGGAACCUGCUUAGAAGCUUGGACACACACCUUAGAUAAUUGCACUCUGCUUCGUUUAGUAAUCACUCUUUUAGACGGUAUAAACAGAUUCUUCUUUGUUGAGAAGGUUAAUGGAACGUGGAAUCAAGUUGACUCUGCAUAUUACGCGAACAAAAUUGAAGCUAUGCUUAAGAAUUCCUCUGAUAGCGUAAUGAUCGAUGUCGGAAAUCCAGAUUAUACAACGUGUGAAGUUAUUAGAUUUUCAAAGUAUAACAUCUCGAAUUUUGUGGGCUAUCCACUCGCAAGUUUCAAGCCCAGAAGAUUGAUGUACAAUAACUUUCUAAUUUGGGAAUCAGACGAUUACUAUUGCACGCAUUUUGCCCUGGCAGUUGCUGACCAAAAGGCUAUAGCUGAGAUUCAUAUCGAGGACGAUAACAAAUUGCCCGUAAAAUUGUACUUUUCGUUCUUUGGAACCGGAUGGAUUCGUGCUUCUCGCGAUGAGUUUCUCAUAUGGAACAGUAUGAUUAUCGCCGAAGUGACUAAAAAGGACAUGAAGAAACAACGUUACAUGCCAAUUGACAUCGAUGGAAGGGUAGAUUCCAAAAAUGCCUUAGUUUCCAUGUAUCGUUUGGAUAUGACUCCUGUGAUUGACAUCAAGCCGUCCCCAAAGCUUAUAGUAAACGCCAUUACCAGUAUGAACGAGCCAAUUUGGAAAGCUGGGGAAGAUGAGAGAUGUCUGAAUGUGAAAAAGAUUAUUUGUCCCAACGGACUGUCGAUCAUUGCUCUCACUAUCAAGGACUUUACUGGAUACCAGAGAAAGUACUUUCAGAGAAGGGACUUUUACGAACCUAUGAGUGAGGAGGAGUAUAAUGCCCAAGUUUCACUCAUCUCCAAUUCUGGGAUCAAGAAAGAUUCUUAA
Theileria equi strain WA is the source of this 1137-nucleotide messenger RNA. RefSeq names its product signal peptide-containing protein. The transcript has a single exon. Lineage: Eukaryota; Apicomplexa; Aconoidasida; Piroplasmida; Theileriidae. The record is from RefSeq and is a predicted model, not a curated record. Bases 1 to 1137 code for a protein of 378 amino acids.